AUGGCAUUAGAAAUAACUAUAUUAAUAAUGAUUUUUUAUCAAGUUGCCAUCAAUGAAAUUGAUAAAGAAAUAGCUCAUUUGCAAGCUUUAAAAAAGUGCAAUACCAAAAAUCUUCCCAAAAAACAUAAUCUGAGUAG
Ambispora leptoticha is the source of this 137-nucleotide messenger RNA. NCBI's taxonomy places the organism in Eukaryota, Fungi, Glomeromycota, Glomeromycetes, Archaeosporales, Ambisporaceae. The record is from the annotation of a GenBank genome assembly.